AAAGGCGGCGAAAAGCGGCAAAACGUUCCGUUUUCGGAGCAUCCCCGCAUUAGUCAGCAGCUCGUGCUUCGCUGCCUGAGGCUUGUGUUUCGAUGAUAUCAACCCUUGGAGCAAGCGUCAUUUCAUUUAUCCCUUUAAAAACAUCCUUCACGGACUACGGAAGAUACCUCUAUCCGACUUGCUAAUUUAUCCAUAGUAAUACAAAAACCACUCUGUAAAUAUGGCUGGUGUGGCCUUGCUCGGAAGCACGGGGAUGGUGGGUACCCAUAUCCUCUCCAGUCUUCUUUCAAACCCAGCUGUUGCGCGCGUGGAUACCAUUUCCCGUCGCACGCCUCCGGCCGCCAGCGCCGCCCAAACCAAGCUGACCACGUUUGUCUCCGAUGAUACUUCGCGCUGGGCGAGUCAGCUCUCCUCUCUGACCCCUGUGCCCUCCAUUUUUAUCUCUUCCUUUGCAACGACACGUGGUGCUGCUGGGGGAUUUGAGAACCAGUACAAGAUCGAGCAUGAUCUGAACAUCGAGAUGGCACGUGCGGCGCACGACGCAGGAACCAAGGUGUACGUACUGAUUUCGAGCAACGGCGCCAGUACCACUUCUUCGAUUCCCUACACUCGUAUGAAGGGUGAAAUUGAAGAACAUGUGAAGGAGAUAGGGUUCGAAAGGACGGUCAUCCUACGCCCUGGACUCAUCGCAGGCCAGAGAGACGAAAGCAGACCGAUGGAGGCGGCUGUCCGCUUCAUUGCAGGUGCCAUGGGCAAGUUGCACUCCAGUCUGAAGGAUAGCUGGGCACAGGAAUCGGAUGCCAUUGCCAGGGCCGCGGUUAAUGCAGGUCUCAAGGCCCUGAACGGCGAUGUUCCUGCGGGCAGCGAGAAAGUCUGGAUUCUGGGCGGCAGUGAUAUCCUCCGUCUUGAGAAGGAGUCUUCUUAAUUGCCCCGAAAUGCUGUGAAACUGUCAGAUUCUUUGUAUGAUCGCAUUGUAUUCAUGACUUGAUAUCCAUUUAUAUAAUGAUUUGCGUUGUCCCUGCUCGAAGAUAUUGC
Messenger RNA from Aspergillus wentii DTO 134E9, 1035 nucleotides. RefSeq lists its product as uncharacterized. The transcript has 3 exons. Gene Ontology annotation, cellular component: cytoplasm. Gene Ontology annotation, biological process: import into nucleus. The coding region runs from base 221 to 925 and encodes 234 amino acids. The record is from RefSeq and is a predicted model, not a curated record. Lineage: Eukaryota; Fungi; Ascomycota; Eurotiomycetes; Eurotiales; Aspergillaceae.